CUGCUAGGAAUUCCCCGAGCAUCAGCGCUAGUCGAAGGGGAAAAGUACAGCCUUCUGUCAGGCACACGAAAAGUGCGGGGUAGUUGGCCAAUGGAUUGCGCUAUGGUGUCCAUGUCUCUGACUCACGGUAAAGAGGGACCAAGGAUUGAUUUUGUACACAUCUAAAAAUGCGGACGUGUUUCGCGACGACAGCCGCUUCCACGCAUUAAGCGAGCGAACGCACUUGAUGUCAACUUAUACGCGGACUACCACAGGCCUCCUCCAAUACAGGCGGAGUUUCCAGCCUUUUCUUUUCACCUGAGAGUGAGGUGUUUCACCAGGGGGACAUACUGUGUGGGAGGAUCACGCUAUUCAUCCCAGUUCCCCCUCCCCCCUGAACAGACGCCCAGACCGACCAGAGGAGUUGCUCGUGCAGUGACCAGGACACAUACCCACAACUGGCUUCCCACCCACAGAUACGGCCAAUUGUGUCUGUGGGGCACCCAACCAAGCCAGAGGUGUAGAUGUUCCAGGUGCAGCGGGACCCAGGCUCCGUGUCAGAGAGGGUCGGCGAGGCUGCUUCCACCUGGGCCACAGCACUCCUCUGAAACGCAGCUCGGCGUGGCCUCUUUCUGAGCCACCCUGCACCACAAACCCAGUACAGACAACAGAGCUGAGUCAGAUCGGCAGACAUUCAUAAAGGGAAGCCGUUUUGUGUGGUUGAACUGAGCUACUACCUCUUUCGGUGGCUUGGUCUUGUGCAGAGAAGGAGGUGGACUAAGAGACCGGAGUUAUCUUAGUCUGCUCUUCGACCUCUGACCUCUGCCGCCAUGACGACUGCAGUACAGCCCAGCGAGCUGGUGUUUGAAUUUGCCAGCAAUGGGAUGGACGAAAUCAACCAGCUGGAUGACCCGUCAGUGUUCCCAGCAGUCAUCGUGGAGCAGGUGCCCGCAGCUGACCUGAUGCAGGUCUAUUCAGGUCUGGAGUCUGACGAGGUGGCUAAUGGCAUCAUGGUGGACACCAGCCUUCAUGUGGUGGAGGAGCCCAUCCUUGUGGGGGAUGUGGACCUUUCAGAAACACCAGUCUCUGGCACAGAGGAUAGCAUGGAGACCAAUGAGGCUGCAGCAGCUCUUCUUAAUAUGGAGUCACCAAACAACAUUUUGGAUGAGAAACGCAUGAUUCACGCCUAUGGCACUCUGCUUGAGUCAGACCUGAGUUACAUCCCACUGAGACCUGACCAGAUAGACAACAGUUGCCUCGAGGUGUCCCUGGAUGAGGACACCUCAUCCAUGGAUGAGAUUCCCCAAAAGAGUCCCUCCAAGCCCCAGAAAAAAAACAAAGUGCGCAAGCCACGGGCAGUGCGUCCCUGCUCUCCAAUCACCACUCCGAACCUGCCACUCAGGAAGAAGAGCAAAGAGGGCAAAGGCAACACCAUCUACCUGUGGGAAUUCCUCCUGGCUUUACUGCAGGAUAAAAACACAUGUCCCAAAUAUAUCAAGUGGACUCAACGGGAGAAAGGUAUCUUUAAACUGGUGGACUCCAAGGCUGUGUCCAAGCUUUGGGGCAAACACAAGAACAAGCCUGACAUGAACUACGAGACCAUGGGAAGAGCUCUCAGGUACUACUACCAGAGAGGUAUCCUGGCGAAGGUGGAAGGGCAGCGGCUCGUCUACCAGUUCAAGGAGAUGCCAUCGGACCUGGUGGUAAUCGAGGAUGAAGACCCAGCCUCUGACACCAAUGCUGGGUACGGGAACCAGAGAUCCUCCAGCCACGGGCGAUCAGUGGUUCGUGGAAGCUCCAGAGGGCACGGGAAGUCCCAUGGUCAACACCCCGUGUCGUUGAAGCAGGUGAAGAAAGAGCCAUGCAAUGAAGGUCUGUACUACGAAGCCAAUGGUGACCAGUCAGAGCAGCUUCUUCAGACGGUUCACAUGUUGCAGCCUCAUCAGGGGGCGGCCAUGUCGGCUUCAGCACAAACUAUGAGGACGAUCAAUAUUCCUGCCUCAGUUCCCAUGGUUUUAACAUCCUCUGGCUCACUCCAGUCUGUGCCUCUCACCACUGUUCUGGCCAAUGGGGACUCGAACCACUCCUCUCCCCCACGGGUCAUCCUCCACACUGCUCCCUCCACCGCAGCAUGUGGUAAAGACGUGCUCACCAUCCAGACGGCCUCUCUGACAAAUGGGACCAGCAACCUCCCGGAUAGCCUCCGCCAGCAGCUUCUAGUCACCAGCCUUGGUUCCCCCACCACCUCCUCCCCGUCUUCCUACACCUCCCAAGCAGGAGUCCUCAGCUCCUCUGCCUCCAGUCUCAACAGUCUCCCCCACCUGGUCACCCUCAAUGCGGCUAAUGGUCAGACCAUGGUGACCCAGCAGCCUGGCACCGUAAUAGCCACUGUGCUCAAGUCCGGCGACUUCCAUGGGCUCCAGGUCAAAGAGGAGAUGCUGGACCCCAACUAUUUCCAGUCCCUGGUCAACAGUGAUCCGUCACUGGUGGCAAGUACCUUUGAGAAGGAAGAGAUGGUGGUAGGGGAUGCCGAGCUGAAUUAUAGGACUGUGAUCAUUGAUACCAGUCAAAGCCGGGAGCCCGAGGCUGCAAAUGAGACUACAGUUAACGGACAUUUUUCCCAAAGCAGCAGUCCCAGUGAGGGCCUGACCCCUGUGGAGGAGCUUGAAGUGCGUGGGGAGAUGUCCCUGCAGCCUGAGCUGGGGAUCAAGGGCCUUCAGGAGCUGCCAGUCUCCAUCCAGCUCCCGGCAAACUUUAUUCAGAUAAAGACAGAGCCCGCAGAGGCCUAGGGCUUCAGGACAUUUCCAUACAUGGUGAAACGAAAAUUACAAUAGCAUCAGUUUUGAUCAUAGACUCAGAGGUUUCCCUUUCCUUCCAGAGUAAUCUGAUCUUUGAGUUAAGGGAUCUUGCGCUAUGUUGCUCUUAAAAGGUGGCCAAUUUGGCCACAGAUAGUUUUUGUUUACUCACAUAUUUUUUGACCAUGUGCCUGAUUUUGACCGUCAAGGGAAUGUUAAAUUUUUCAAAGAUAUCAUUGACCAGAGACUACAUUCUGUAGACACCCUUACACACACACACACACACACACACACACACACACACACACACACACACACACACACACACACACACACACACAACCUUCCACUCGAGGAGAACAGCCAUUGGAUAAACCAGGGAUCCCCAAAUACCAACUGUGCCAGUCAGAUUAGUCAUUUUCCUACCUGUACACCUCAUCUGAUUUGUGUCAGACUUUGGCUCCAGUAGGAGAACGCAGCAAACCAAAAACAGCAGACUGAACGCCAAAUGAUGCAAUGAAAUGAGACUUACGGUAAACUCGGUGUGGUAUGUGGUUGUUCUUUUCAUAUUUUCUUUUUUUCUUAACCCACACUCGAGUUCCUCUUUCCCCAGGGCUGAGGGGUGCAGUAUCGUGGCAUCCAAUCAGAUGAAAAAUCACCUCUGACCUAAACUGAAGAGUGCCUUAUAGGAAGUUCAAACAGCUUAAGACUCUUCUCUGGAGAUGUCUGGGAAAAAGGUUCAAAUGGAUUGGAUGUUGUUGUUGUUGUUUUUUUUUCCACACAAAGAGUUGCAACUUUUCAGAAUUUGUUAUUUGUUAUUUUCACAUUGUCAAUAAGGUAUGUGUUUCCCCCCCCUCCAUUACUUCUAGCCUUAAAAAAACAGCAACACUGUGUUACUAUGGAAAUGGGCAUUUUCUGUCCACCAAGGACAGUCCAAUAUCAGACCUGUUUGUAUAUAGCUGCAGACCUAAAGCAGAGAGCGAUAGGGCAGGAGAAAUGGAGAGAGAAAGAGAGUACAAAAGAUAAAAUAGAUUCUAUCAGCCUCAGCUGCAGAGGCCUAUAUCUCCACAGUUUAAAUCAUGUUUAUAUGAAAUGGAAUAUAUAUGAAUAUACAUAUAUAUGCACAUAAUAUACAAUUGAGAUUCAAUUAUAAGGCCAUAAUGAAUUUAUUUAUUUGUUGAAUUUCGAAAUUCUGUAUAAAAAGGCACAUUUGUUUUUAUCUAUUUACAUAUGUAAACACGAGGGAACAUUACAAAGGAAAUGAAAGUAAUACCAGGAAGCUUAUUUGGCAGUUUCUUUCUUUGUUUUUGUUUUUUUAAGACCGAAACGUUUUAUUUUCAAAGCAUUCCAUGUAAUUAGUGCAGCUUCCAUAUUUUCACAGCUUCGAACUGGAGCCGUUGUGCAGCGCGGUUAUCCUGUUGAUGUCUUUGUCAAUAUCCUAUGCUGUGCAUUUGAUUUCGACAUGUACGGUUUUUCUCUCUUCAGCGGACAUACCUCUUUGCUUUUUUUUACAACAGUCAGGCGGGUGGGCACCACGUAGUAGAAUUAUACAUGUGUACUAAAUCGUAUGUGUACAUUGUAUGUGUACAUGUUUAAUAAUCCUACAGUAAUCCAAGCAUCUCUUGGAAAUCACGUCUUUUUUUUUUCUUUUUUUUUGGAGCUAUUUGAUGUGAUACCAAUGUGGUUUUCUGUGAUGCACUUGCCAUUCUGGUGCUCUCCUCUCCUCUCCUCUCCUCUUCUCUCCUUUUCUUUGGCCAGUUGAGUUUAUUCUUUCUGUAUUCUCUGUCCCAGUUUGUUAAGGACCUUUCAGCCAAUACAUGUGAUUGGCAUAGACGUUCUGCCAGUGCUGAAGCGAUAUUGAUUGUGAGUGCUAUCAUGGCUAAAUUGGUUGUAUUUUCACUUGGGCUAUAUCUGCAGAGUGAAGACAGUUGGACAACCUGACUUCCAUCUGCCCAGCACCUGAGGAUAAGAGUUAAACGCUGCUUUACAACCCCUAUGACGGCCAAUGGGCUCCAUAUCUGCAUUGACAAUCUGAAUGUAUACGCGCUGUACAGGUAUAUCCGAAUAGAAACAUUUUGACAAUCGAUAUUUACACCGGGUUGUGUUGUCCUGUUUCAUUCAAAUCAAACUGCACGGUAGUGCCGAUUAAGCAAAUUUUUUUUCUUGACAGUGGUUACAGAGUUUUAUGUUGUGUAUAUUUUUGUGUCUAUUCUGCCUUGACCAUAAAGAACUGUUGUUUGUUAGAUGCUGAGGUAUGUCCGCUGUUUGUUUCUGACUAUUAUGUUUUAUUGUUUCCAUCAUCUUUGGUUGUCAAUGGCUUCCCCUAUGCUGAAAAUAGAAUAGAUUUUCAAAUAAAAUUGAUGUAAUAAUUGAAAUGACAUUUUCUUUAAUGAAAUGCAGCCCAACUUGCAUACUUGUAUUUUAUUUUUUUGAAUUUCCCCCCCUUUUUCUCCCCAAUUGUAUCUGGCCAAUUACCCCACUCCUCUGAGCCGUCCCGGUCGCUGCUCCACCCCCUCUGCCAAUCCGGGGAGGGCUGCAGACUACUACAUGCCUCCUCCGAUACAUGUGGAGUCGCCAGCUGCUUCUUUUCACCUGACAGUGAGGAGUUUCACCAGGGGGAUGUAGCACGUGGGAGGAUCACGCUAGUCCCCCCAGUUCCCCCUCCCCCCCAGACAGGUGCCCCGACUGACCAGAGGAGGCGCUAGUGCAGCGACCAGGACACAUACCCACAUCCGGCUUCCCACCUGCAGACACAGCCAAUUGUGUCUGUAGGGAUGUCCAACCAAGCCAAAGGUAACACAGGGAUUCGAACCGGCGAUCCCCAUGUUGGUAGGCAAUGGAAUAAACCGCUACACCA
Molecule: messenger RNA, 5631 nt
Organism: Lampris incognitus (smalleye Pacific opah)
Lineage: Eukaryota; Metazoa; Chordata; Actinopteri; Lampriformes; Lampridae
Gene: elf1
Product: E74-like ETS transcription factor 1
Exons: 10
Coding region: 810-2768 (652 amino acids)
Biological process (GO): cell differentiation; regulation of transcription by RNA polymerase II
Cellular component (GO): nucleus
Molecular function (GO): sequence-specific DNA binding; DNA-binding transcription factor activity, RNA polymerase II-specific
Source: RefSeq, a predicted model, not a curated record